Molecule: messenger RNA, 971 nt
Organism: Staurois parvus
Lineage: Eukaryota; Metazoa; Chordata; Amphibia; Anura; Ranidae
Source: the annotation of a GenBank genome assembly
ACUAACCGGAUUGGUUUAUAUAUUCACAGGACUUCCAGAAAAUUUACGAGUGAAGGGAAUAAACAUGAUAUACCUGCUAAAUUGGGACUGGGACAAUCAAAGGAAUCCGAAUGUGACAUUUUCAGUGCAGAAAAGCUACGCUUCUCAGAAUAAUUGGAGUAUAAUGGAAGGAUGUGAAAAUAUCACCACGCUGCAGUGCAAAUGUAUCCAGCUUAGGUUUCUUGUAUAGAUAUAAAUUACGUGUUUCAGUUUACAAUCACCAAACAGAUGAACACAAUUCCAGCAUGGUCACUUUUUCUCCCAGGGAAGAAACUGUGAUUGGACCCCCCACAAACAUAAAACUGACUAUACAGAACAACAAUUUACACAUUGACGUUAAAGCACCAGAAGGAUUUAAGCAUGACGCUCUCCAUGCACACUGUAUGUGGGUAUAUCACCUGGAGACUUGGAAAAAUUCAACACCUGCGGAAGUUAUCACUAUGAAAGAUAAAGUACCUCACUUUACGAUAAAAGCUGUGGAAGCCUCUACAACCUAUUGUGCAAAAGCAAAUACACAAUGUGAUGGCAGAGUUGGGCUUUAUAGCGAGAGUUACUGCAUUACUACUGAUCCUCGGUCUUACAUGACAGAGUGGAUCAUAGGGUCGGUUUUUGGGGCAAUAAUUGUGAUCGCAGUCAUUCUCUACAUCUGUCUCUGCCCUUUGAAGCGGUACUUGAAGCAUGUAUUCUUCCCUAAAAGCAAGCUGCCAUCAAGCAUCGAGAAGGGUCUGCCAGAUUUGCCUCAGAACUACAUUAAAAACUUCUUUUUGCUCAAUGAAGAAGAGACAACUGACAAGUGCUAUAUUAUUCAGAACAGUCCGUUGGAUGCUGAGGCCACAAGAGAUAAAAACAAUUCAGGUGCUAAAGGUCGCGAUUCCGGAAACUAUUCUUACGAAGAUGAGGUCACAGGCGACUCUGCUGCUGCCAGUCGGUGA